AUGGGAAUGUUUGGUAUAAUAAUUAUGGUUAUAGAAAAUGAACUUUCAAGUGCUGGUGUAUAUACUAAGGCGUCAAUAUAUUCGCAGGCGUUGAAGACGCUUAUAUCAAUGUCGACUGUGAUUUUACUUGGCCUAAUCGUCGCGUACCACGCUUUAGAAGUCCAGUUAUUUAUGAUAGACAACUGCGCUGACGACUGGCGGAUAGCAAUGACGUGGCAGCGGAUAGCUCAAAUUGGCCUCGAGCUUGCUAUCUGUGCCGUACAUCCUAUCCCUGGUCAAUAUACCUUUACCUGGACCACAAAACUUGCAAACAAAGGCGGAGUUAUAGGCGUUGAAGUAGUUCCUUAUGAUGUCACGCUGUCUCUGCCGAUGUUCUUUCGACUCUAUUUAAUAUGCAGGGUCAUGUUACUUCACAGUAAAUUAUUCACAGAUGCUUCGUCCAGAAGUAUAGGAGCUUUAAACAGAAUUAAUUUUAACACUAGAUUUGUCUUGAAGACACUUAUGACAAUUUGCCCCGGCACCGUGUUACUAGUUUUUAUGGUAUCUCUUUGGAUAAUCGCGAGCUGGACUCUUCGGCAGUGUGAAAGGUUCCACGAUGAAGACCAUGCCAAUUUGCUAAACUCAAUGUGGCUGACAGCUAUAACGUUCCUCUGUGUUGGCUACGGUGAUAUAGUCCCCAACACUUACUGCGGCCGUGGCAUUACCCUCACCUGCGGUAUGGUGUCAAACUCUUUAAUUCCACACGGAUUCCCUCUCUUUCUUCUUUCGUUUCAUUUCUUUUUUACAUCUAAUCCACUACGCCUGUUUCACGAUGAAGAACACGCUAACCUACUGAAUGCGAUGUGGCUUAUUGCGAUUACCUUUCUCUCCGUCGGUUUUGGUGACAUAGUGCCAAACACAUAUUGCGGCAGAGGUAUUGCUGUUAGCACCGGCAUUAUGGGAGCUGGAUGCACAGCGUUAUUAGUCGCGGUUGUUUCAAGAAAAUUAGAAUUAACUAGAGCCGAGAAGCACGUUCAUAACUUCAUGAUGGACACACAGCUUACUAAAAGAGGGGCGGGAUGUACAGCAUUAUUAGUGACCGUUGCUUCGAGAAAAUUAGAGUUAACUAGAGCGGAGAAACAUGUCCAUAACUUCAUGAUGGAAACCCAGCUAACAAAAAAGCUGAAAAAUGCCGCUGCCAACGUGCUUCGGGAGACGUGGUUAAUAUACAAACACACGAGGCUUGUCAAACGAGUCCAUCCUGGGAGAGUGAGAACGCAUCAAAGAAAAUUUUUAUUAGCUAUUUAUGCGUUACGGAAAGUAAAAAUGGAUCAGAGGAAGCUGAUGGACAACGCCAAUACUAUUACAGAUAUGGCAAAGACCCAGAAUACAGUCUACGAGAUUGUUUCGGACAUGAGUACGAGACAAGACACCAUUGAAGAGAGGCUGACUAGUUUAGAAGAAAAACUUACUUCAUUACAGGAACAAGUAAAUAAUUUACCAGAUGUAAUGGCUCGGUGUCUACAGCAGUGUUGGGAACGGGCGGAGCAGAGAAGAAAUUUCCUGCAUCCCGACACUGCUGCUGUGCCUACUCCGCCCUCAUCUACUAUUACGCCUUACACCAGAACGCUGGCGACAGCGUCACAUCCCUGGCCUCCAAGCCCAGUGCUGCAGCCGGCGGGGCGAACGCAUUCAGCUCCAGAGAGCACGACGACGCAUACGCCUUCACCAGCGCAGCCGCAGCCUUCUAGCCCCGCUCCACACGCGUCUCGGCCUCCUCUACCCAGCUGAGUACCGCCUUCCAACUCCGAACUCCUGUGCUGAACUCGACGAAACUCGGCGCCCGUCCUCUGACCCCCCCUUCAUGACUACGCCCGAAAGAGGUUGUCGGGGAAGUUGUUUUACAAUGGAAGACAGAGAUUUGAAGAUACUAGUUCAAUGAACGCUUUGCACGAAAAAUAUUAAGUUUUUACCCCGAUAUCAAGCAAAAAUUACGCAGAAUUUGCUAUUGAAUUACAAUAUUAAUAUCACUAAUAGCACGCGAUACGAAUAAGAAUCUACUGACUUUUCAUAUUGCCAUUUUAUCUCAUGUUUCCUCCAUAAAACUGCAAAUCAAAACGAACAUUUACUAUGUGAAGAUUUGUAUUUUUAUACCGUCAUGAAACAAAUCCGUUUAUUGAAACUAUUUUCGACAUCUUUAUCUUACGUUGGGUGACGAACGGAAAAAGUGAAACGAUUUUCUCGGCAUACCGAAGGACCACGCCGCGGUGCGAGACAAGGUCAGCCGUAGUUUUCUUCGCUGUUCCCCAAAGUUUCGGAUGUGCCAGACUGUUUUCUAGUGAUAUUGUUUAGAUAGUGAAAAGAAAUGAGGCGGUACGGACUUGCUGUUGUGAUUAUACAAAUGCUUUAUCGAUAGACGCUUUAGCUAAUUACGUUAGACGAUAUUUUGAAUACAUUAUCGGAAUUAGUAUAGAUAGUUAUUACCAACACGUCUGUUCACGUUUUAUCUGAUGUUCGAGGAACCAAUAACACUGUUUUAUAAGCUGAGUGUGUUUUUACUAAGGUUUUUGUGAACGCCACCGAUAUUGUGACAUUGAGAAGUCUUUGGAAACGAAUUUAAGAGUAGUCACUUUCAUAGAUUUCUUAAUGUACAGACACAUAGCAGUAAAAAUUAAUAUAGUGACUAAUGAAAUAGUUAUAUAACACAUAGAUUUGCAUUUAUAUUUUGCAGUCAAUAAAUAAACUGACUGUAUAGGCAUUUACUGUAAAGUACACGUCGUAGUCACUAUACAUUGGUUUCGGUUCAUUGUAUAAGUAUAUAACGUAUGGAAAGUAACACGAUUUGGAAUAAUUAUAUCACAAUGCCAGACUUAGCUAUGAAAUAAAAACUAUACGUUACUCCAUCUACUUUAGAAUUGUAAAUGUCACCUUCGAUAGUAUUCGAACAAGAAUCGAAAUAUAUUUUAUACAUAAAUAAUAAUAUAAAACAGUAAUCUGAUCACAUUAUUUGCAAUAUAUUUUAAAUACUUAAUACUCUCUAAAACAAAGUUUUAUUGAGGUAAUCCGUAAGUGAACUAUGUUUUACAGAGAAAUCGGAAAAAAAUUAAAUAAUAAAUUUUGAGAUCAGAUUAUGGCUACGUAUGACGUGGCUUAACGUAAGCUAAGUGUGUUUCCAUUUGCAUUGUUCGAACACUAUCGAAAUGUGACAUUUGCACAUAUUCUAAGAGAAACCUGUAUACACACUUUUAGAUAUAUGAUUAGGUAAUUGAAUUGUUACUACCUGCCUAUUGACAUGUAGAUUGUAAACAAUUUUUUCUAAGAGUUAGAUUAAGUAAAGCUUUGUAUAAGACAUAAGAUUGAUGGCUGUCUAAAUAGUGCCUAAAACACUACGAAAUUUCGAUAAUUCAGUUUUAUUAUCUUAAUAACUUAUGAAUGUAAAUAGGUAUUCUAAAAUUUGAGAGCGUAAUAUUUAGUAAAUAUCUGAAUUUUGUAGCUGUACGUGUUGUAUGAUGGGAUCAAUUUGUUUGUACAUUUUAGUUUUAAAAUUUUUCCUUCUCUUCAUGAUGUUUGGUUGGUAACACUUACUUGAAAGACUAAUGGAAAAUCGGAUAUUGCAUUAACAUAAGUAUCAAAACCGAUGAGGAUUUUGCUCAAAUAAAUCUGCACUGAUUUUUCAUGUCCCGAUUGUAAAAUAGCAGGUAUAUUGGCACGCAUGUACGAAUAACACUUAAAUAGAAUAGACCAAUUUCUAUAAUUAAUAUAGAAAUAGAUGAAAUCCAAAUAGAUUUAAUGAAAUAUUUACAUUAAUGAGUAUAUUAAAGGAUUGCAUAUAAACACUUUUGAAAGGCCCAAUUGAAGGCACAACUUGUCAGGAAACACCUUGGUAAUGCAGGAACCAGAACUAAAAAUAAAACUAAUUUAAAGUUUUCUUUUAAUACACAAUUUGAAUAAAAUGUCAACCAAAUAAGAGUAAAAAUUAAUCUCAGAGAAUAUUUCAUUAGAAAUGUUAAUUAUGAUUAUUUAUUUAGAUUUUAUAUUUUCUUUGCUAUUACGGCUUUUUCAGACAAGCAAUAAGGUUGAUAUUUGGAUGACAUGAAAUUUCCAGAGUAAAAAUAAUUAAAUACACUAUUUGGUUGCCUAUGCGUCGAGAGAAUUUCAUACCGAACCAUAUUUUUAUUAAUUUUUUUGACUUAAAACCUGUAAGUAGCUAGGGUAAUGAAUAAUCCUAUAAAAAUAAUUGUUCGUAAUAAUUAUACAAAAAAACACCAACUAGUAUAUUUAGAUAUACGACAGAUUAGUGUAGAAAUAAAAAAAAAUAUUUCCUGCAUUAUAUUUAUUAUUAAAAUAAUAAUCUUACCCAUCUUAUUAAAACUUUUCCUAAAAUUUUUCAUAAACAGUGUUUUAAAAAAAUACUUUCUAUAUUCCCUAGUAUUAACUACCUCGACCUUUUUACACGUCAUACAUACAUUACCUAAUGUUUACCUAAUUACUGCCACUUUAUAUAUUUCGCCUUUAAUUAUACAUUUAUUUUCUCCUAUCUUCUAACUAUAUCAUUCUAAAAUAAUUAAAUGUAAUAUCAUUAUUCGAAUUAUUUUUCUCUUGUCCGAUUAUUUUCUCAAUAUCUUUUCCUGGCAAAUUCUAAAUCCAAAUACGCACAAUAAUAUAAUAUGAAAGUGGCAUUUUAGUAAAACUAGGUAUUUACAUUAUCGGUCUUUACUUAACAGUAGCCUAACGAAUUGUCCCCAUUAUGAAGAAUUUUAAAAAUCUAGUCACUAAGAAUAAUUGCUUUAUAGUCUGUUUUGUCUAGGACAGUGAUUCACAAAAGUGUUUGCACUAAUUAUAUUAUUAUUAUUAUAUUUUAUCAAUUCUCGUCUAUUCCUACCGAAUAUCCUAGUGUAUAAUUUAUACCUUUCCAUGAUAUUUAAAAACAUAAUUAUACCUAUCGAACACUUUUGCGAGUGAGUCCCAAUUUUAGCUAAAUUUCAAAAUAAAAAUAAAACUAUUUAUUUAUAAAUAAGAAUUGACCAAAAUGUUGUUUAAGAAACGUAGAAUUUGUAAAUAAUAAGCGAAAAAUCAGUAAGACAUUAUGUAUAAAUUAAUAAUGUAAAUACCAGUUGUAUUUGCGAAUUUUAAUGUAAAUAAAGUAAAAAAUAAUAAAAAUACGGUUCCAGUAAAAUUAUUUUUAAAUAAUACGUUCAAUUGUAUAAUGAAAUUUUAAGUUGUAUGCCAACGGAAUGUUCUAUGCGGUGCGUAAACAAAAGAUAUGAAACUUUUGUGAUCAUUGUUGAUGAAAUGAAAGUGUAACUUCGAUUAUAUGAGCUGUAGUAUUUUUUAAAUUGAUUUUUAUUUACACCCUAUGCCUGAAGUUGAAAAUAAACUCGAUAAAAUUA
Molecule: messenger RNA, 5369 nt
Organism: Spodoptera littoralis (African cotton leafworm)
Lineage: Eukaryota; Metazoa; Arthropoda; Insecta; Lepidoptera; Noctuidae
Source: the annotation of a GenBank genome assembly